UUGCAUCUUACUACCUCUGUUCCCACACGCUGCCCCUAUCUGAGACCUCCGUGAACCUUCAGAGAGGCGGCAGCUUCUUGUUCUUGUUCUUCUUCCUCUCCUCCUCCUCCUCCUCCUCCUUCACCCGUCAUUAUUUAUACCUAUCUGUCCGAAUCAUCCGACACAGUGGCUGCAAUCAACGCAUCGCCAUCAUCUUAGUCGGGCACAGCAGCAUGGCGGACGACUAUCAGAUGCUCGAGGAGCUGGGCAGCGGCUCCUUCGGCACCGUCUAUCGCGCGCUCUACAAGCCGACUGGUGAAUACGUCGCCAUCAAACACAUCGAUCUCGAAGGCAGUGACGAUGACAUCCGCGAGAUCCAGCUCGAAAUAUCACUUCUGGCUACCUGCAGCUCCGAAUAUGUCACCCGAUAUCGAACUUCUUUUGUGCGAGGCGUCAAGCUGUGGAUCGUGAUGGAGUAUCUGGGAGGAGGCUCGUGUCUGGAUCUGCUAAAGUCAUGUCCCAAGGGCAUGGAGGAGAAGUAUAUUGUCAUUAUCAUGCGAGAGCUGUUGCGGGGUCUGGACUAUUUGCACAGCACCGGCAAGAUCCAUCGAGACAUCAAAGCCGCCAAUAUCUUGUUGUCGGACAUGGGACAGGUCAAGAUUGCAGACUUUGGGGUGGCGGCACAGCUCACCAACAUCAAGUCGCAGCGAUUGACGUUUGUCGGCACGCCCUUUUGGAUGGCUCCAGAGGUCAUACAAGAGGCCGGUUACGAUUUUCGCGCUGAUAUUUGGAGCCUGGGAAUCACUGCCAUGGAAAUGGCAUUGGGCGAGCCGCCACGUAGCGAUGUGCACCCCAUGAAGGUGCUGUUCUUGAUCCCGAAAGAGAAGCCCCCGCGACUGGAGGGCACCAGGUUCACCCGAGAGUUCAAGGAGUUUGUUUCGCUCUGCCUCAACAAGGACCCCGAGAAGCGGCCGAGUGCGAAGUCAUUGCUGAAGCACGCUUGGAUCAAGCGCGCAGGCAAGACAGAGAUGUUGCAAGAGCUGGUGUGGAGGGCCAAGGACUACGAGCAGAAUGGCGCCGCUCGCGAGAAGGAUGUCCGAUACUACGAAGAGACGUUGCGAUCGAUGGGUCACACUGCGAACGAUGACGAAUGGGUCUUCGAUACAGUCAAGCCCGGUGCGAGCGUACGACCAAAGGCACAGGCGACUCCUACCAUGAAGCGCCGGAAGCUGGAGCGGAUACCAUCAGGCGAUGGGUCUGAUGUCGAGAACGCAACCUCUGCAUUGGAGCAUAUGAGCUUGAGUGCAGCGCCCUUGUCGGGAUCGAUCCGAACACCUUCGCGAGAAGCGAGCACCAUCCGAACGCCCAAAGUUCGCGGCCUGGGUACCCAUAGGAUUAUCCCGAGUAGCACACAGCGCAAAGCGUCUGCCGCAGCAUCGACUCGCAAAGUGUCUGGCUCAACACCCACUGCACGCAGGGUGAGCAGUCGCAACGUCUCCGGAGCGACGCCUACAUCCAGAAGAGUCAGUUCGCAACAACCGCCAAAGCAGCCGCUCGGGCUGGAUAUGUCGUUUGGAAACGGCACCUCCACGGUACGACAAUUCAAACGUGUCGGUUCUGGCCACCGUCCAUCAACGCCGCCAGAGCAGACUGGGAGCUCGCCUCAGGACAGCAUCUUCGACAGCGAUUCCGAGAACAAGCCGCCUCCGAUGGAUGCACCUCCUCCGCCGCCUGUAGCUGCAACAAAGGAGGCAGUUCUUGGGAGAAGAGCCUUUGCUAAGUGCCUGGACCCAGCAUUCCAAGAAACAUAUGCCGCCACUGCUGAUCGCACCAAACGAGAAGCCCUGAGCAACGUCGCCGAAGCGUGGUCCAGGCUUGAUGAAGUCGAUCCCGAAGGCGAGCUGUUACUCAUGAAGAGCAUGCUGGACCGCAUUCAAGCAGAUCCCAAGCUUGCAAGCGCCCUGAUGCCCCAACGAGUUGCACAAGCACAACUCGCCUCUCUCCGCCUCUCGCCUUCGAAAAAGAGCAUAGUGCAGGUCUCGGAAACAGAACUCUCCGCAUCGAGAAGUCUCACACCGCAAUCAUCGCCGUCGAAAGCAGUGCAACCAUCGCCGAGCAAGCGCGAGAGUACCGGCGCAGCGAGUCCGAGCAAACUCGUCCUCAAUCCGCAAAAUCCUCAUCUCAAGAAGAUGAGAUCGAGUCAGCAGUUACAUGCCGAACGGGAAAAAGCGGCCAUGGAAGAGAGGGCUCGAUUGGAAGAUAAGAUGCCUGGAGCGAAAGUGGAGCCUGGUAUGGAACAUGUCAGUAUGUUGUCUGAUGUGCUCUAUGGUCGGUGGACGGAGGGACUGAAGAGUCGAUGGCCUUUGGCUUAGAGAGCUGGAUGAUAUUGCGUGGGUGCGCACGACGUACGUACACCACUCGGGAUAUGUGUCACGUUUGUACAUAGGUAAUGGUGCUUUUAUGAUGAUGGACAGGUUGGAUCAGCAAUGCGGAGGAGAAUUGGCAUGGAAGCUGGUAAGGUGUACAAAAUCGGGAGAUGCGGGAUUCCAGACUGCUGGAUGUAUGUAGAUAGAUUAGAACUCCAACGAAUGAACAAUAUUCACG
Sphaerulina musiva SO2202 is the source of this 2583-nucleotide messenger RNA. Its product is annotated as Pkinase-domain-containing protein. Bases 213 to 2351 code for a protein of 712 amino acids. The record is from RefSeq and is a predicted model, not a curated record. Lineage: Eukaryota; Fungi; Ascomycota; Dothideomycetes; Mycosphaerellales; Mycosphaerellaceae. Gene Ontology annotation, biological process: protein phosphorylation. The transcript is spliced from 2 exons. Gene Ontology annotation, molecular function: protein kinase activity; ATP binding.